UAUACCAAGUCGUUCAACAUGUUUUCGCUUGGUUAUGGAACAAAGCGCUGCGAUGUCAAAAAUGGAGCGAAGAAUUCAGCAACUAGAAUCAAUUCAACAAGGAAGAUCACAAGGACAAAUUUCGCCAUCUUCGCAAAGACAUACUUCACAGUCAUCAAAUGCUAUUUCUCGGCCAAUAAAAGUUGGGGAUAAAGUUACAAUAAGAAGCAUGGUUGAUUCGUCCAAAAUUUGUGCUGUUGGUGUGGUUAGAAAUUUGGAUCCAACUGCUGAAGUUGGUGACAUACCUUUGGGAUCACAUUGGUGUGAAAUUCAUGUGAAUGUGCCUGUGGAGAAUGAUGAAGAGCUAAUGAGGCCAUACCAUAAUUUUCUCAAGAUUGGAGAUGCAAUUGGAGUAGCUGUUGCUUGGCCAAUAAACCUGGUGAUUCUUGAAGAAAACUAAAGGAUCGUCCUUGGGUCAAAUGGCUAUUUUUUGAAGACAUUGUCAAUGCUUUUUUUGUUGAGUUCUUGUUGAACUAUUGCUUCUUUGAUAUGUAUUGGCAAUGCUACUGUAAUACUCAUAACUUUUGAAAAAUCUCUGAAUUGGCAUGUAAUUUGUUGACAUAGCAGCAAUGUCAGUUGCUUGGAUCAA
Coffea eugenioides is the source of this 628-nucleotide messenger RNA. RefSeq lists its product as uncharacterized. The coding region runs from base 35 to 439 and encodes 134 amino acids. The transcript has 3 exons. Lineage: Eukaryota; Viridiplantae; Streptophyta; Magnoliopsida; Gentianales; Rubiaceae. The record is from RefSeq and is a predicted model, not a curated record.